Amyelois transitella is the source of this 6098-nucleotide messenger RNA. RefSeq names its product transmembrane protein 185A. Bases 207 to 1289 code for a protein of 360 amino acids. NCBI's taxonomy places the organism in Eukaryota, Metazoa, Arthropoda, Insecta, Lepidoptera, Pyralidae. The record is from RefSeq and is a predicted model, not a curated record. The transcript is spliced from 8 exons.
UCCUUUUAGUCCAAGUCCAGCUAAGAGUCCAGCCCAAAAGAUUCAAGCCAGUCCACUGACACUGACUCAAUCGACUCCAGUCCACUUCAGUCGCUGCAAUUUGACUUUUAGUAAAAAUUAGAUUUCAUGCCAAAGCCAACUCCAGCUCAUUACACUAUUCAAUCGAAUUAUUUGAUGUGAAAUGAUUAUAAAUUAUUCUUGGACUCAUGUGUAUGGAAAUGAAUUUACAAACGUUAUUUCAGGAUUUCAAUCCUAGCAAAUUCGUAGUCCAUAGCUGUUUACUUGUUUUUACUGCGUUACUAGCGUUAAAGCUAGAUAAUUCUAUAACAUGGUCGUAUUGGGCUGUGUUUACACCAAUAUGGGUAUGGAAAUUCCUGGUCGUGUUGGGUGCUACAGUUGGAACGUACGUUUGGUGGCAGUAUCCUCAUUUCAGGUUAGAGGGUGAAGCAUACAUCCACUACAAAGCUAUGCUUAUAAGCCUUGCCAUCCACCUCAUACUGUUGAUGUUUGAGUUGUUAGUGUGUGACCAACUAACAACUGGUCGACACACAUGGGUGUUAGUCUUUAUACCACUCAUCUUCAUCAGUAUAGUUUCAAUUGCCAUCUGUAUAUGGUCUGUGAAACAUGACCGUAGUUAUGAGUUGGAAUUGUUUUGUGCGGUGAACAUACUUCAAUUCAUUUUCUUGCCACUGAAGCUGGACGCGGUCAUUUUCUGGUCUUGGGAAGUGGUCUUUGUUCCCCUCUGGAUACUGAUGUGCCUCAGCCUUGUAGGUGAGUGGGUGUUGUACAGCAUAAUAUUCGCGGGCAUACUGCUCAGGACGCCCGAAGUGAAUAUACAACAGCGGAGGACCAGCUUCAAUUCCGCGCUGGCGUAUACCUUCACCGUCAUACCUAUAUUGGUGUUCCAGGUGCUAUUAACAAAUAAGCUGGACGACGGCCUAUCCCUGACGUACACGGUGGUCGUGAGCCCUCUGUUCGUCAGCUAUGCCGCCCUCAUCAUCAUGUCCUUCAGCUCCAAGGGAGGGAACAAAUGGUGGUUCGGUAUCAGGAAAGAUUUUUGCCAAUUUCUGCUGUCGGUAUUCCCCCUACUACAGGAGUAUGCGAACAUAGCAUACAACAACAACGUGAACAGGGCCUCCCCCGGGGUCCCCGAGCCCAACCAGGAGCCCUACCGAGACGACGACACUCAUAAAAAAGUCAAAGACAGCAAAAAAUCCCAAAAGAAUCAGAAAAAGAGUGAUAUAUUGAAACCAGUAGUGCCUGCGACUAGUAUAGAUAUGCCUGAUUGAGUUUCGAUAGUGCUCAUGUGUUCACUUAAAUUCGUUUCAUGUAAAUACUUGGCUUAAGCGGAGACUCACUGCGGUAAAUUAUACAACUAAAUAAGCUUUGAAGUUUUGUACUUAUAGUUUAUUUUACUUUGACUAUAACGUAAUAUGUCGGUGUUUUAUUAACUUAACGUUCAACUUUAUGGCUUAAUGAUGGAAUUGAGAUUCAAAUAGUGACAUAUAAUUCUCAUGUACUAUCUGUCUAUCUAUGUUUACUGUUAUAAAAUUGAACUGGUUUUAAUUGUAAUUAUAUUACAAGCGGCUCAAUGUUUUGUUUAUAUUCAUGGGCAAUUUUUUAUGAGCUUAUAUUUAGGGUUAGUUUACCGCAAUGAUUCUUAACUACCUAUCUAUAAGCUUUUAAAUUAACGCAAAUUCAGAGCGAAUAAAUUCAAAUGUUGAUGUUUUUGUUCUGUUUUUGCAUUCAUUUAAAUUCUUGUCUAGGUAUAAUGUAACAGAGCAAUAUUUAACAUUGUUAAGUUUGGUAUUAGAGCUAAGCAUGUUUCGUGUUAGCAGAAGUGAACAUUUCAAUGAUAUCCGAAUUAAAAUUUUGUGAAUAAUAUUGAAAAGAAUCAGAAUUAUAAUUAUUGCAUACAUAGGUAUGCAUAGUAGGGCGCAUUAUAAAAUUGAAGUUAUUAGAAGGCGAUCAGAAAGGCUGUGUAGCCAACCCUAGUGUAGUUUUAAUCUAUAAUUGCAGUUCUGAUACCUCAAUUUAUAUUGAUUUACUUUAUUGUGCUUUUUUGUAUUACUUUCAUUACUGUUUCUAUAGCAGACUUAAAUUUUCUCUAAAUUGGGGUUGGCAACACUGCAAUCAGAUAACGCUUGUAAAGAAAGUAGCGAUCUGAUUGGUUGUCAUUUAAAAGUGUGCGUGAAUACGCACCCUUACUCCUGAAUUGCGAGCUGUAACUUAACGUAGACAAUUGUAAAAAUUCUAACGACAUUAUUUUAGAUAUCUGAAUAAUUUAAGACAGUAGAAGUGGUAAAGUACUGGUGAAUGUGUCGUCGCAACUGAAUCUUAUGGCAUCGUAACAUCUUUCAUAUUGCAUCUUAAUUAUACGAUUCGUCUGAUAGCUUUACAACUGCGCAGAACACUACUUGCGAUUGAAGGCGACUCCACAUAAUUUCUAUAGUCAAGUUCAAGUUCAAUAAGUCUUUCUAUUCUUCUUCCUUCUGGUUAUAGACCCGGUUACAUCCUCACCACUCUAGAGAGGAGCCUCGACACACCUUUGUUCUGGAUUCUGGUGAGUCAGCUUUUUACACGAAGUGACUCAGAUCUGACCUCUGCAACCUUUAUUUAAAGUAAUGAAGCGAAGAUCUUCCGCCAGGCCAGGUGUGAUUUCUGGGAAAUCGCGGCUCCGACGAUGUUGAGUCGGAGGUUAUACUUAUGCUCCAAUCCGUGAAAUCUUGGGCGAUUUAAAUUUCCUUUUGCUGCUAUUGGCUGAGCGCGUCACAUUCUUCGCUGUGACAGGUGGUGUGUGAAGUUAGUAAUGUCGCCACAAAUAUAAUUUCGAUAAUAAUCUUUUGAACUUUGAACCUUUAUGCGAAUCACGUAUUAUGACCGGGCACCCUACCGAUUCGACCAUCGACGCUCUUUAUAUGGCUUUCUAUUGUAUCAUAUUAUUCCUAUUGCUAUGGUUGGCAUUAAUUUUACUUUUGCUCAAAACUUGGGAGUGAGGAUUAAGAGAUGCAUCAAUAUUUAUCGACAGGCUAUGCUUAGAACUCCUGUUUAUGUUAUAGGUACACAAACUGAAAAUUACCACGGAAAUAUAAUUCUGAAAUUUUUUGUAGUAUAAUUUUUUACUUUAAUAAUAAUAAUCUUCAUGUUUUGCAUUUUUUAAUGUAUUUUGCUUCGCCCGUGGUACAUAUAUAACACAGGUAGACAAUGUACCUUUUUAACGGUGAAAGGAUUCUAAGGAUCAGUGCAGUGUUUCUGAAGAUACUCAGUCCUUACAAACAAAAAAUCAAAGUUGCAAGCUUUACCUCGUUAUACUAUUGGUAUAGAUUGUAUUAUACAGUCAUACACUGUGUAUAUUUUAAACUGUAUAUAAAUUCUUACCAUACUGAUGAUUUCUUCUUGAACGGAAAAUACCUACUUCACAUAGUCUAAAAAAUAUUUUUAUUGCACGCAUUUUAAUUUCCAAAUAUGUUAUUUUCGGUACAUUUCAUUAUUAUAUGUUUAUUUCAGUAAAAGAAUCAUUAUGGAAACUCACUUUAGUGGCAUUUUAUGUAAAAAUAUAUAAAAAUUAUAUGAUUUAUACAUUACUAACUAUAUUUAUACAUUAUAACAAAAUCCAAACUUGGCCUAUGAAACUAUUAUAGUUUCAUAGGCCUAGUUUGGAUUUUGUUCCUAACCGCCCUUCUGAUGCUUUUGAUACAUUUCAUAAACGUAGCAAAAAUGUAAAGAUGUAAACUCAUGCAUAUCAUUAUUGCAUUACUUUAUAUCAGGCUAUACUAACAGCAUUUAAGGUAUUAUUGUAUGCGAUGAAUUUACAUUGUGAUAUAAAAUUGGUCAUUGUCUUUUAAAAAAGUUGAUUUACGCAAGUUGCAAAUUAACCUGUAUUUUUAUAUACCGUGAAUUUUCCAUAGAGCAUAUGAUUAACUUUAUAAUAGGACAGGCAAUAUCCAGUGCUAAAUAUGCAUAUAUUUAUUAUGUUUUAUAUCCUCGUUUAAUGUUUUGCUGUUGUGUUUUGUUUUUGAACAUGGUAGGAAUAAUCGACCCGAAAAACCAUAGUGACGGGGGCGCGUCGAUAUCGAUAGCCAGUUAUUAUCCGUAGUAAUUAUUCACACAAAGUAGACGCAUCAAUAGAGGCAUUUGGAUUUCUCGAGUCAAUAUGGAGAAGUUCUUUGUAUGUUCAUACCACGAUUGGUUAGUGUUAUUUUAAAAAAAGGUUGACAAUACAAAUUAGUUUAAUUUAAUAUUGUGCGAUUAUCGUACUAAAUUAAGCGCUAUCGGGGCCUUUGGUUAUUGAUUAGUCAAAAAUGUUUAAACUUCUAUCAUGUAUGUUUUAUAGUGCGAAACAAACGACUGAGUUAUUUAUAAAAUGGUAUCGCUGCAUAUUUUUGUCUCCGAACGACGUUAUACCAAAUUGGUUUCAAGCAAAACAUGUUGGUUUUGGUUUACCCUUUGGUCCUAGCAGCUGUACGACUUGCCGUGAUCUUAUAAAAUAAUGAGUUUAAGUUAAAUUGAAAUGUUAGGGAUAUGUAAUACUAUAUUUACUUGUCUUUAGAUGCGGAUGUUGUGUAAGAUUAUUUUAUUUACCUUCCAAACUGGACGUUCUUGUUAUACAGUUGUAAUAUUCAGCUUAAGCUAGUCUUAUUUUAAAGAGUAUACAUAACUUGAUUUAUAUACGAGUAUAUUAUGUUAUAUCUACAUAUAUAUUUAUGCUUCGCUUCCAUAACUGGUAUUUCUUUCGGAUUAAGUAGGUAUGUUUAAGUUGAUAAAUAUCAAGGGUUUUCUGUUAAUUGAGAUAAGUACCUAGUAAAAAUAUAUGUAAAUACUAAUUAACUUGGGUUUAAUAUGAUUACGUAUUUUACGUUAUUGUUAUGAAUUGAGUAACAAUAUUUAACUAAGCGAUAGUUGGUGUUACUGAUAGAAAUGUUAUCAUUUUUUAUUUGUAGUUUUAAAUAGAGUAGGAUGUCGUGAUAACUCGCAAUAAAGGUUGGGGAGACGAAAUAGGAGGCGACUUGGUGUCGUGAAGAAUUCACGUUAUGAACGGUGCAAAUGGCACGCUAGGAACCUAAUAGUUACAAAGGGUGUCUAGUUAAAAUAAAAUUAAAAUUUAUUUUUAAAUAGGAAAAUUUAGAAUAUUUUUUUUAUAAUAUAAAAAUUUUGGCAUAAAAAUCAAAAGGGAAUUUUCCUUCCCUAGUUUACUUCAAAGCCGUAUUUCAUAUUAUUCUAGAAAAUAUUAUAAUUAGAUACCCUCUGUACUUUAUUAUAAGCGGCUACUAAUAAUUUUAGCAAUAAAUUUAUUAACCUUAUAUAGGUAUAUUACGUGUAUGUAUACCACUUUUUCAAAUUAUUUCAAGAUUUUUUCACGAAUCGAAAUGCUUCUUUUGUUUUAAGUAUUAUCAUUGUUUAAAAUAUUUAGAUGUAAAAUUGGUAAAGUAACGUCUUUGGAUAUUUUCGAAUAGUCGAUUGGAUUUCUUCUUAUACUUGCUCACCAUUUAUAUUAAAGAUGCUUUUUUAUUUAUUAGUAACAAUUACAUUAGUGAUCACGUUUAGGCGCAAUUGGUCCAAUUCGCAUUUGGACCAAUCACUUUCUUCGCGAUCGGACGGAAUUAGUUAAAAAUCGCGAAAUAGGAACAUCUUUAGAAAAUCAUCAGAUCAAUUGCAUUUGGCACCAGUUGCGGCUUUGACGAUAUAUUGCCAUAAUAGGCUAUAAAUGUUACAAGUUUGAAGCUCUGGAUAAAGUGCAUUGUUCAUAUAGAUGCCCUUACUGUUGGAAAAUUCGUAGUCAAAAAAGUUAAUCGAUACUUGUUUGAGUUUUAGCUACUUUGGGUAUUGAGUAUUGUCGUAGAAGGCGUGAUUUGUGGCAUUAUAAUACACAUUUUGUUUACUUUGUUUUAUUAUUAUUUUUGCUUUUAACAAUAUCACGUAAAUAGUUAUAAUUAUAGCCCUAUAAGCGAAUAACUUGAGUAUUAUUUAUUACACAUUGAAAUCGCUUGCAAACAAAAUUGUAUGACGUUGUUACGCUACUUUCGUUUACUGUGAUAUUUCUCUUCCUAUCAUGACUUGUAAUAUUGGAUUGAACAUAAAUAAAUAUUUUGUUAAAGUUA